Molecule: messenger RNA, 778 nt
Organism: Theobroma cacao (cacao)
Lineage: Eukaryota; Viridiplantae; Streptophyta; Magnoliopsida; Malvales; Malvaceae
Product: abscisic acid receptor PYL12-like
Biological process (GO): abscisic acid-activated signaling pathway
Cellular component (GO): nucleus; cytoplasm
Molecular function (GO): abscisic acid binding; signaling receptor activity; protein phosphatase inhibitor activity
Source: RefSeq, a predicted model, not a curated record
AAGCAAACAAAGAACUUCGAGGCAAACCCAAAACAGAAGCAAAUGGGAAAUCAAUAUCGCACCCCAAACCUAUCAUCAAAGCAAUGUGGCUCAAGCCUAGUCCAGACGAUAGAUGCACCGCUUCCUCUAGUAUGGUCCAUAAUGCGCCGCUUCGACCACCCACAACUCUACAAGCAAUUCGUCAAGAGUUGCACGUUGAGUGCCGGCACCGGCAGCAUCGGAAGCGUACGUGAAGUGAUGGUUGUGUCAGGGUUACCGGCGGCUACGAGCAUGGAGAGGCUAGAUGAACUUGAUGAGGACUCGCAUGUUAUGGUGGUUAGCAUCAUUGGAGGUGAUCACAGGCUUGUUAAUUACCGUUCUACGACCACUUUGCAUGAAAUUGAAGAAGGAAAGGGUGGAAAGACGGUGGUGAUGGAGUCGUACGUAGUGGAUGUCCCAGCGGGGAGUAGCAAGGAGGAUACAUGCUCUUUUGCUGAUAUGAUAAUUGGGUGCAACCUUAGGUCAUUGGCUAGGGUAACGGAAAAGAUGGCCAAGGUUUAGGUUUCACCUAUGCUAUUUCAUAUUAUGCCCUUUUUCUUUUUCCCCUUAGUUAAUUUUUUUUUUUGUUACUUAUGUAGGAGAUAGAGUACAAACCAAUUGUCUCAAUUCUUGUAACCUUUCAAAGGUUUUUUUUUUUUUUUUGGGAGCGCGAUAGCUUGUAAAUCCAAGUGUUAUUAUUACUCUGAUUUUAAUGCUCUACAUAUGCAUAUUAAUAACAAUAAUCACCAGGUUAUAUGUA